Aspergillus japonicus CBS 114.51 is the source of this 558-nucleotide messenger RNA. RefSeq lists its product as uncharacterized. Gene Ontology annotation, biological process: mitochondrial respiratory chain complex I assembly. Gene Ontology annotation, cellular component: membrane. The record is from RefSeq and is a predicted model, not a curated record. The transcript has 3 exons. NCBI's taxonomy places the organism in Eukaryota, Fungi, Ascomycota, Eurotiomycetes, Eurotiales, Aspergillaceae. Bases 1 to 558 code for a protein of 185 amino acids.
AUGAGUCCCAUCAACAGUCUCUGGUUCAAGUGGAAGAGCCUGAAAUUGCCGUGGCGCACUUCCUUUCUCGUGGGCCAUGAUUUGAAGGGAAACACUUAUUGGGAAUUUAAAGAUGCCCUGAAUGCGAAUCGGUAUCGUCGCAUCGUCAAAUGUGACCCUAAAACCCACCUCUCCGAUGUCCAAGUCAGCCCACAAUGGCACCAAUGGCUUCGAUACGUACGAGCGGACCCUCCGUCGAUUGCAGAACAGCAACAGGAUAUCAUCCGACAGAUCCAACUCAAGGAGUUGGCUCGUCUCGCUGACGAACGGUGGGCGAGCAAGGCAUCUUAUCUCGAUAAGCCGAAGACUCAGCAACCUGUCCCUGCUACUCAGACCAGCGACGCUACAUUGAACCCUCCGAGGGAGGAGGCGCAGGCAACGGAGGCUACCCCUGCUGGUCCUCGGAACGAGAAGAAGGAGAAACCAGCUGCAAAACAGGACCCUUGGGCAAAGGCCGCCAGUGGACCUGGUGAGAAGUGGCAGCCGGAUUCCUGGAAUCCGACCUCUUCCCAGAGAUGA